AUGUUCGCGGUGAAGGUAUCGGUAACUUUGUUCCUCCUGGGAUUCCUUGAUUCUUCAUUGCAAAAUGAUAGGAUUCCAUGGGUCAGCACAUCCCUGGGAACCAUACAAGGAUACUAUAAGAUCUCUCGGCAAGGCAGAGAAUACGAAGCCUUCGAGGGCAUUCCCUAUGGGCAGCCCCCGGUUGGCGAACUUAGGUUUCAGCCACCACACCCAGCCGAAGAAUGGUCGGGUGUGCUAUCAGCCACGAAGAAGGGCUCUAUCUGCACACAGUAUCUUAUGAGGAGUUUGGCUAUCGAUGGACAAAUUAUCACGGGUGACGAGGAUUGUCUGUAUGUGAACAUUUACGCUCCAAUUAGGAACGGCAAGAACACUCUGUUACCUGUCAUUUUCUGGAUUCAUGGCGGCGCCUACUUGUUCGGCAGUGGAAACGACAUGAACGAGACACUCAUAAUGGACCGUUACUGGCUGUUCAAUCCUUUCUCCGUCUUCGGUCCAGUUGUCGAGAAACAUGGACCUGAUGCCUUCAUCACUCGCUCCCCGAUCGAUGUCAUCAAUAGUGGAGAAGCAUACGAUGUCCCUUGGAUUUCCGGAGUAGUCAGCGAAGAAGGAUUAUACACUUCUGCAGAAUUCGUCGCUAAUAAUACGCUGUUAAAGCAUCUGAACGACAACUGGGACGACAUUGCACCCUAUUUGCUCGAUUUUAACGAUACCAUUCCACUGAAUGAGAAGAAGCAGGUGGCAGAAAAGAUCAGAAAACAUUAUCUGGGAUCUGAACCAAUCGAUAGCAACAGUAUGAUGCCUGUAAUACAUAUGAUGGGUGAUCGAUUAUUCGCGCAUAAUUUCGAGAGGGCUGCGAGAUUGCAAGCCAGAAAAAAUAAGAGCCCAGUGUGGACCUACUUAUACAGUUACAGAUCUAUGUACAGCCUAAGUGACACUCUGAGCGGCACAACAAGGAAUUUUGGAGUGAGUCAUUCCGACGACACAUUCCUCGUGAUCGACACUAGAACCUCUAGUGUGACGCGGCCAAGUGAUGUGCAAAUGCAACAAAUACUGCUCGAUUUUUACACAUCAUACGCUAUAGAUGGUAAACCUCGGGUUGGGAAUGCAGUCUGGCCGUCAUUGAACCCCAACGACAAAGAUUUCCAUUAUCUGCACAUAACAAACCCAAGAACUAUAAAAAUGGAGUCCAACUCUGACUUUGCUCAACGAAGCUUCUGGACCUCGAUAAACUUUGAUGAAAACAAAUAAAUUGAUGAAAGUUGCGAAAAGUGACCAAAGGCAAUCAAACUACGGUUACCUUCUUUCAAACGUUGUUAUGUUGCAUUUAAAUAUGUAAUAAUACUUGCA
This is a messenger RNA of Eufriesea mexicana, 1347 nucleotides long. RefSeq names its product venom carboxylesterase-6. The record is from RefSeq and is a predicted model, not a curated record. The transcript is spliced from 6 exons. NCBI's taxonomy places the organism in Eukaryota, Metazoa, Arthropoda, Insecta, Hymenoptera, Apidae. The coding region runs from base 1 to 1248 and encodes 415 amino acids.